Messenger RNA from Daphnia pulicaria, 2695 nucleotides. Its product is annotated as peroxidase-like. NCBI's taxonomy places the organism in Eukaryota, Metazoa, Arthropoda, Branchiopoda, Diplostraca, Daphniidae. The transcript has 11 exons. Gene Ontology annotation, molecular function: heme binding; peroxidase activity. Gene Ontology annotation, biological process: response to oxidative stress. The record is from RefSeq and is a predicted model, not a curated record. Bases 292 to 2628 code for a protein of 778 amino acids.
AACGAUUCCGAAUAUCCGCCGUAUGAAGGACUCAUCGAUGGGGCUUCUUUCUGUCUUUUAACAUUAAACAAUGGAGAAGAUGGUGCCCGACAUGGAUCAGAAGAAAGCCUUGCAAUCCACUCUCGAUUUCACCUGUCGGCAGCACACAACGUCACGUAGGCAAAGUGUAACGAAACUGGUGUUCAUUCGACCGUCGAGCCUGACAUGAGCCAGACCUGAAUGACCGUAGCUUGUGCACUUUGAUUAAUUGAUUCUAGUAGUGUCACAAUUGUAAAAAAAAAAAGUAUCGUCAUGCACGAACCGCUGCAACGUGAUUACGUCGAGGUUAGCACGUCAUCCUACCAGCGUGCCAUCGAAUCUCACCGUCGUUGGAGGAUAUGCCUCUGGACUGGUCUUGGUUGCACUCUCAUCACGUGUGCCAUACUGUUGUCUCUGCUCAUCGUCGGUGCUAGACAGCCUCGAUUAGCCUUCCCUGUUGCCGAAGUGGGAGACUCUCCAUUGCUGGCUCUCUCUUUCCCCAUUAAAGAAAGAAGCCAUCCGAAGGGGCGAUCUAAUUUUACCAUCCGGCCGGAAAUGGUGUACGAGAGUAUGACAGAGGCCCGAGAAGAGUUCAGAAACCGGAAAACACUUGAGGAGCAACUUCUCAAUCAUCAGCUCAACCGAAGCGAUUUAACGCCUUCCUCUUACCAUCAGCAGGUCACCACGCUCAGCCCUGAAAUGCGCAAUUUCAGCGACUCGGCCGUGUUGGCUGAAACUUCCGUCCGCCUCCUACUAGAACGGGAGCAGAUCCCCAUAGCAGAGCUCCAAUCCGCUGAUCCUAGUGCACUACUCAAAGAAUGGGUCCACUGCGACCCUACCUUGGUCAACAAGAAAUGUCGCCCGGAAGACAAGUUCCGGACGUUAGACGGAACAUGCAAUAAUUUACACGCUCCUGAAAAAGGAGCCACCAUGCAGCCAUUCCGUCGCAUCCUGCCACCCGUCUAUGAUGACGGAUUUUCAUCUCCAAGGACUAAGUCCGUCGUGGGAAGUGAUCAGCCCUUGCUGUCUGCCAGAGAAGUUAGUCGACGGUUCACUGACAGCGCCGACCACGUUGCCGUUGAAACCAAACUAUCAAUGCUGUUUCUUACCUGGGGACAGUUUCUCGAUCACGACAUGACCAACACUGGCUCCUCCAAAGGCGAGAAUGGAAGUGCCAUCACCUGUUGCGGCCAACGGAAACAGCAUCCCGAAUGUUUCCCGAUUCACGUAGAAAAUAACGAUCCGUUUUACGCAGAUAAAGGCGUCCGUUGCCUGGAUUUCGUCCGCUCAGCACCGGCUCCACAAUGCAAAAUAAAUGGAAGAGAACAGUUUAAUCAAGCUUCAGCCUUUAUCGAUGGUUCCAUGAUUUACGCCACUACUAGUCUGGAAGCAGAUAUUCGACUAAGGGCUCACGUUAAUGGCAACAUGAGAGGUCGAUUAUUUCAAGACGGACGCUGGAUGCUUCCCAUUUCCGACAAGCCAAACGACGGAUGUAAUAAGGACGAGCUCAUCAAGCAGAGCCGCUACUGCUUCAAAGCAGGCGACGUGCGAGUUAACGAACAAAUCGGAUUAACUGCAAUGCAUACUGUCUGGAUGCGCGAGCACAAUCGGAUCGCCAAUGAAUUAGCCGACAUGAACAAACACUGGGACGACACACGUACGUACGAGGAAGCUCGUCGAAUUGUUAUCGCCAUGGUUCAGCACAUCAGUUACAACGAAUUUGUACCUUUAUUGCUCGGUGAGAAAUUGACCGAGCAUUUGAAAUUGCGUCCACUGGCUAGCGACUACGACAGUAGUUACGAUAAGGAAGUUGACGCCGGCAUUUCCAACGAAUUUUCUACCGCGGCGUACCGUUUCGGUCACAGCAUGUUGCAGGGUUUAGUGGAAUUUCACACGGCCAAAGGACGGACAAUCGAUUUCAUGCAAUUCACGAAAAUUCUUUUCAACCCGUUCGCCUUGUGGGAUUUUGGCAAGUUGGACGCUGUCGUUCGAGGCAACGCCCAACAAUGUCCAAGAAAAUUAGACACUUCAUUCUCCACUCAGGUUACUAACCAUUUGUUCCAACCUGAAAAAUCCAAUCACGGCUUCGACUUAUUUGCAUUGAAUAUACAAAGAGGGCGGGACCACGGUCUGGCACCGUAUAUUCAAUGGAGAGAACUAUGCAAUCUCUCGCCCGUUAACGACUGGCUCGAAUUGGAGAAGGAAAUGCGACCAUCUUCCUUUGUUGUUCUCAAACAAAUUUACCAAGACAUAAAAGAUAUUGAUCUCUACGUCGGAAUCUUGGCCGAGAAUUCUUUACCGGACGGUAUUCUAGGUCCUGUUGGCAGUUGCAUCAUAGGAGACCAAUUCUUGCGCUCAAAAAUUGGCGAUCGUUUCUGGUACGAGACGAGCGACCCCACCAUCCGCUUCACACCCGACCAACUGAGUGAGAUCCGAAAGUCAAGUCUGGCUCGGGUUUUGUGCGACAACGGCGACGCCAUGGACGCCAUCCAGUUGAAAUCCAUGGAGGUUGUCAGCGGUUCCAAUCCGGUUAAACGAUGCCAUGGGGAUGAAAUUCCCAGAAUGGACCUAUCCAAUUGGGAAGAUGGAAUGAUCUCACCUUUCGUCUAAAGCUAGUCAACUUAAAUAUAGUAGAAAAAAACCAUUUUUGAAAUUACAAUACUUCAAGUUCACAAAU